Dermacentor andersoni is the source of this 1794-nucleotide messenger RNA. RefSeq names its product monocarboxylate transporter 2-like. The record is from RefSeq and is a predicted model, not a curated record. Lineage: Eukaryota; Metazoa; Arthropoda; Arachnida; Ixodida; Ixodidae. Gene Ontology annotation, biological process: transmembrane transport. Gene Ontology annotation, molecular function: monocarboxylic acid transmembrane transporter activity.
AUCUGAAAGCGGUCUUGAGUCGAGCUGUUUUAUUGCCGUUCCGGGGAGGGCGGAGUUGGACGUCGUAACCAGGAGAGUCGUACCAACAAAGCAAAAGCUGCCAUGCCUCGAUGUUGGAUGUGGAAUGGCUGGAACUGCUGCCCUCGACUACCAGAGCAUGGCCCUGACAGCGUCCACAGUUGGUUGGUGGCCGGCGCCUGCGCGCUGUCAUCUUUCUUCGCCCUGGCAGGGUGGCGUUCAGCGGGAUUCCUAUUCGUCGCCAUAAUGGAGACCUUCCAGGUGAACAGAACUGAAGGCUCGUGGCCGAUAGUGCUAAUGACCGCGCUAGGUUACCUCACAGGCUUCAUUACGGGACCCCUGGCGCACAGAUUCAACGCUCGUCCAGUGAUUAUUGCGGGAACAGCGAUUUCAAGCGCUGGAGUAAUGCUGAGCUUUUUUGCCACAAGUAUUGGACUUAUCACGUUCACACUCGGCGUAGUACACGCCAUAGGAACGGGCAUGGUGUUCAUAGUGGCCCCUACCAUCAUCAGCGAGCACUUCGUCAAGAACGAGGGCCUGGCGAUGGGCCUCAACUUCGCCGGUGGCACCGCGGGCCUCUUCGUGUUUCCCAAGCUGCUCGAGUACCUCACCACCACCUAUGGCCUACGUGGCGCUCUUCUCAUCUUUGGUGCCGUCACCAUGAACGGGCUUGCUUUUAGCCAAUUUACACGUGCUCCAGAUCGGCGGAAAGCUGCUACUGAGGAAGAUCAAGUAGCCGCCCAGUGUCCUUCGAAACUCGUAGGUGACCAAAGGACGAACAAGCUGCGCCACGCAUUCACAGUGCUCAAAAGCCCCGUGUUUUACCUGAUAAUUUACAGCUUCAACGCUUACUGCGUGUGCUAUGAGUGCUACAUGUCGCUUUUCGUCGACUUCGCGUCUGAUCGAGGAGUCGCUGUCUCGACUGCAGUGACCGUGAUGGCGGCGGCAGGCGUUUCGGAGCUUCUUGGAAGAUUCACGCUGCCGACCGCCGUCGACCGUGCCUUAAUGACAAACAAGACGGCUCUCAUUAUCACAUUGUGUGCGCAGGCGGUGACGUUUCUUCUGUUGCCUUUCUUACACAUCCACGGACUGAUCUUCGCCGUGGCCGUGGGCAUCACCUUCAACAUCGGCACUGUCAUGGUGCUUUUUCCAGUAAUCGUGGCGUCUUACUUCGGACGCGAAAACUUGUCAGUAUCCUUCGGCAUCGUUGUGGCAUCGGCCGGGCUGCUAUCAUUUCUGAAGCCAUCCUUGAUAGGCCACUUCAGGGACAAAGUAGGUGCCUAUGACUGGCUCUUCGUCAUCUGUGGAGCUCUCAACGCUGUUGCAGCCGCUGUUUGGAUUGCUGUUAUCGCAUGGGAAAGGAAUAUUAGAAAGAAGGGCGUAGCUUGCAAUAAAAACGCACCUGCAGGUACCAUUAUCGCCGGAAAAUUUAGCAACGAACUUAAACAGAACGAUGUGAUCUAAAAGUGGUACUGUGUUUAGAAAGGAUUCACCAUUUCGCAUUUAAGCGUUGAAGUUCUGCAUAGUUUUAGGUGUGAACUACAACUACGAAACGUGUAAUGGUAAUUCAUCUUACCUCGAUACCAUUUCUUACGUUUUGGGGAUUCAUGAGGCGUUGUACUGGUGAUGAUCCGCGAAUGACCAGGUGUCUCACUAAAACAGCCAAAUCUGGAGAUAAGGUAGGCAUGGGGUGCCUGCAGAAGGUUGUAUAUUAUUCCUCUGAGUCUAGAAAAAGGAAUUUUGUUUUACCAGCAGUUGUACUGUAGGAAAACUCGA